This is a messenger RNA of Ostrea edulis (European flat oyster), 839 nucleotides long. RefSeq lists its product as uncharacterized. NCBI's taxonomy places the organism in Eukaryota, Metazoa, Mollusca, Bivalvia, Ostreida, Ostreidae. The coding region runs from base 35 to 748 and encodes 237 amino acids. The transcript is spliced from 5 exons. The record is from RefSeq and is a predicted model, not a curated record.
CUUGUCAUUCGUGUUUUGCACUGAAUCUGUCAAAAUGCGCUUCUCUGACAAACUGGCAUUGUUCCUAACUUGCAUGUGUGCAGGCUUCUUCAAGCUCUGCUGCUGUGAUGCAUGCGUGGAUAAACUUCCGGACUGUGCAGAUUACACUCGGGGUGCAUGUAAACCACCCUAUCUCAACUGGGCUUUACAACACUGCGCUGCUUACUGUGGAUUAUGCCGUAAACAAUGUGUGAACACAAGGAGUGACUGUCGUGAAUAUGGAAAAUCAGCGUGUCUUCCACUGUAUGAAAGAUGGGCUAGAGAAAACUGUGCGGAGUACUGUGGUUACUGCAGCUCAAAUCCAAAAUGUUUGUUCUCCCCUUGGAUGGAUUUAAAACCAUGUUCAGAAUCAUGUGGUGGAGGGCGGACUAUUCAAGUGAGAACCCUUCUAAUAGUCCCAGAUGGUACGCCUUUGGCAAAGGACUGCGAUGGUGAUUUAAUCCGAAACAAAUCGUGCAACAUCAAGCCCUGUACCACGCAAAAUCCAGGAAAUCUCGAUCCUUCUGUGAAUGUAGAUCCAGCAUUACUACCGAUAUUGGUCGAUCCAGUCAGUAAUUUAGUGAAAGGAGAGAUCGCCGGAGAGGGAGCUGGAGUCGCUGUCGGCGAAACAGUUGGUGCUUUAGGCGGUGAGGCGGCUGCAAUAACUUUUGGAGAAGUUGUGCUCAGUUUGCUACCCGAACUAUUAUUUGGUUUCUUAGGGAAAAAAUAAACAGAUGAUAAAGAAUUGACUUGUCUAAGAUCUUCAGUAUGAAUUUAAUUUCUAUUUUGUACUGUGGUGAAUAAUAAUUUUACAUUUCCAA